Molecule: messenger RNA, 2419 nt
Organism: Lonchura striata (white-rumped munia)
Lineage: Eukaryota; Metazoa; Chordata; Aves; Passeriformes; Estrildidae
Source: RefSeq, a predicted model, not a curated record
AUGCCUCCUUCUCCUACAGAGCUCACCUUGACAAAGCGAGGGCUCGCAUUGACGGAUGAACCCGCCGGCGAAGCAUCCCGGCCUAACGGGGAGCGAAGACUGUGCCCCUCGCAGGGAAGAGCGAUACCAACCUUGGCUUACCGAGGGCUCAGCGCGGGGACCCGCGUCGGCGCCAGCUCCAGCCUAACUCAUCCCUCCGUGGGAGGUGGGAAGCGACAACCAUUUAGGGAGCGCGGUCGGGAGCGCAGAGGUACUUUCAAACUGGCGAGGCGGCCUGCUCGGCAUGGCCCGGCCGCUGGCGCCGGGCCCGGGCCGCCUCAGGGCCGCGGGGCGCGGGGGCGGCCGCGGAGCUCGCAGGCCACCGGCAGCCGCCGCCGCCGCAGCCCGCGGCCAGGCCCGGCCCGCCGCUCGCCGCUCCCCAUCGGGCGGCCCCGCUGGCAGCGCGGGGACGACGCCCCGCGGCCUUCGCCGCCGCCGCCGCGCGGGGAGGCCCCGCGGCGGGGUCGGGUGUCGGGGGCCGCCGCCCGCCCGGGGCCGCCCCCACCCCGGCGAGGCGCACACAAAGGGCGGCGGCGGCGGUCGGGCCGCUCACCUGCGGCGGGAGGAGGCCUCGCCGGCGGCAGGGCCGCGGCCUGCGCGCUGCGCCCGAGCCCCGCGCUGGCGUGGAGGGGCCCCCCGGGGCCAGGUGGGUGCGGCGGGGUGGUGGCGGCGGGAGCGCGCGGGAGGUGGCGGGAGCGCGCGGCCUUCCUCUUCCUCCUCUUCCUCCUCCUCACCCCGCUCCGGUCCCGCAGCGCCGGCCGCCCCCGCCUGCCCGCGCCCGCCGGCCUGCCGGGAGACCCGGACCCGGAGGAGGCCGUGAGCGAUGACAGCUCCCGGCACGGCGGCCGCGUGCGCGGCUUCCCCCACGAGCGGGGCAACUGGGCCACGCACGUCUACCUGCCCUACAUUGCCCAGGAGGAAUUCCUGGAGCUGCUGGAGCUGCUGGUGUCCCGCGCCCGCACCUACGUCCCGUCGCUGGCUGCCAUGGAGGAGUUCCACCUGAGCCUCUCGCAGUGCGUGGUGCUGCGCUACCACUGGAUAGAGCCCUUCGUUCGCUCCCUCAGGGAGCGCCUGGCCGCCUUCCACAGGUUCUUUUGUGUGGCUGACCAAGUGAAAGUUUACACCAACCAGAACAAAACCAGGACCUUUAUUGGCUUGGAGGUCUCUGCUGGGCAUUUCCAGCUGCUGGAGCUGGUCUCAGAGGUGGACGGUGUUCUAGAGGAAUUUGACCUUCCCACAUUCUACAAGGACCCAUCGUUCCACAUCAGCCUGGCCUGGUGUGUCGGGGACCUGUCUGGCAGGCUGGAAGGGCAGUGUCUGCGGGAGCUCCAGAACAUUGUGGAUGGGUUUGAGGAGUCAGCACUCCUGCUGCGUAUCCAAUGGGAGCAAAUCCGCUGCAAGUCAGGGAACAAGUACUUCUCCUUCCCCUUGAGGUAGGGCUGGGUGGGGCUGUGCAUUUUGGAGCCUCGAAGAGCCCGACACUGGAACCAGGACCGUUGUCUGGCACAGCUCUGCGUGGCGUGGGCUGGCACGCACCUCUGCGCUCUUUUGCCUGCUCAGCGUCUCUGCGGUGUUUGUGGCCUCAAGUCGGGCCACUUCCAGUUUGAGCUGCUGGCUGAAGAAAAGUGUGUUUGUAGCAGAUUUCAUCCUCGCUGCUGGAUGUGCUGCAGUCAGCACAGGCGGUUCCAGACAUCCCAUGGUCGCUAAUUUUGCUGAGUUUUUUAAAAAAAGAAAAAAAAUCUUCAAAAGCCAUAGAUGCCUUAUGGGAAGGAGGAAGAAGGUAGCGUGGGAAGCUGCUACUAAAGGGAGAAUGUCUCACACAGUGGGACGUAGCACUGCCAGAUUGUUGGGAGGCUCUGGGCAUGUUUUGAGUAGCAAGAGGGAAGGACAUGGAGCUGGAUCCUCUUCCAUGAGUGUUUUCCUACUGUAAGCCAGCUCAGACAAGCUCCUGAGUCAUGUUGUGUCCUUCUCACACUGCUGCUGCCUCUACUGUAGAGACAUUUCACUGUCUGAUCCUUUUGCCAAAGAACAAGAGCCUGCUGCCAGGUGUGGGUGAGCCCUGGAAUGGACAGUGUUGGUGUUUGCCUGAGCUGGGAGGGCAGUGCCCACAGGUGAGUCAGUGGGUAGUGGCUCCUGCUCAGGCUCCACACUUUUUCCCUGUGUGAUCAGCACCCCAGGUGGAUGAUGACCCAGGGGACUGAAGGCUGGACAUUGUCCCUUGGGAUAAACUCCUUUUUAAUCCUCUUUUUCCCUGCGGGUUGGUCAGCUGCAAACUCUCAGGUAGUUCGAACAGGAUGCUGAUGUGAUGGCCUGAAUAUUUUUAUUCCAUUUCUGUCCAUGACUUCUAAGCAGUAAAAAUCUGUCUCCUCGUGUCAUAAAA